Molecule: messenger RNA, 2040 nt
Organism: Rhagoletis zephyria (snowberry fruit fly)
Lineage: Eukaryota; Metazoa; Arthropoda; Insecta; Diptera; Tephritidae
Source: RefSeq, a predicted model, not a curated record
AUGGAUUCAUUGGGCAGCACAAACAACAACUGUCAAGUCGGCUCCAACGGGUCUCGAAUGAUGUCGCAAAAUGGCACCUCUGCUUCAAACGGACCAACCGGUCCGGCCAAUUCAGCCAACGCCGACGUCCGGCAAACAUACACCAUUCCGGGAAUCGUCCAGUUUCUGCAGUACGAAUGGCAACGCUUUGAAAUGCAUCGACAACAAUGGGAGGUAGAAAAGUCUGAGCUUCAGGCACGAAUCGCUUUACUUCAGGGAGAAAGAAAAGGCCAAGAGAAUUUAAAGAACGACCUAAUUAGGAGAAUCAAAAUGCUCGAAUAUUGUUUACGGCAAGAAAGAGCUAAAUUUCACAAGUUAAAGUUUGGCGUCGACCCACCCAAUGGCAAUUCUCCCGACGAUUUGAAUGAUGAGUUUAGUAAUUUAGAACUUGACGAAAACAUGAACGCCGAUGGACAGAACUCAGUCAACUGGAAAUUGGGCCGACAGCUGUUACGUCACUAUUUACAAGAAAUUGGGUACACCGAUACGAUAAUCGAUGUGCGCUCAAAUCGUGUUAGAUCUCUCUUGGGUCUCUCUAAUUUAAAUGAAGAACUAACGAGUGAACAAGCUGCCAACAAAGUUCUCCAAUCUAAGCUAUUAAAAAACAAGGGGAAACUAGAAGCAAUGAAUCCGGCAAACAUGCUGGUAAAUGAUGCUGAGUCCAGUGUUCUCGCGACCUUUGAGUUUCUCAACAAUCAAAAUGACAAUGGAAUGAUGGAGGGCAUAAAAACAGACGACGACGACUACAUUGAUAGUGCUGAACCGGGCUCAGUUGGAAAUGAUGAAACGGAAGAAGUUUUGAAUGAGUUUGAUUUAAUUUUAAAUAAUCGCAUGGAAAUUAAUGAGCACGAACUUACAAAUUGGAAGUCAAGCGUCACCAAAGAUGUAGAUAUUGGAGAACUAGCCUCUUUAACGGAAACAAACAAUGUAAUUGAUUGCAAUACCACUUUGAGCACCGAAGUCAGAAAGACGUGGAGUCAAAAGUACAUUUUAAAAUCCCAUUAUGAUUGCAUUAGAUCUUUGCGAUUUCAUGCAACUGAACCCUUGUUGAUUACUGCGUCAGAAGAUGAGACGCUAAAGUUGUGGAAUUUAAACAAACCUCAAGCAUCUAAAAGCAAACAACAAAUAAACACUGUGAAUGCAACUCUAGACCUGGAGCCCGUCCACACGUACAGAGGACACACAUCUCGUGUUUUGACUCUUUGUCUGAACGGAAACACCUUCUACUCUGGCUCACAGAAUGGCGAGAUCAUCGCCUGGUCUAUACCAUCAAAUGUCAUGAGCAUGGAUCCGUAUGAUCCCUACGAUGCGAAGCUUCAACUAAGCAACACAGCGGCUCACAAUGAUGCUAUUUGGUCGCUUGCUUCCCUCACCUCUUCGGCAACUAAUUCUCAAAUUUUGUGUUCUGCGUCCGCCGAUGGUGCCAUUAAAAUAUGGGACACAACACGCUCGGUAUCUCCCCUCAAAACUAUUGAUCAGAAUGAAGGAGCUGUUCCUACGGACCUUUUUGUGAUUGGAACACCCAAUUUGAAUACCAAUGUCAGUUCAUCACCACUGCUAAUAUCAUCCUACAACGAUGGGUCAAUUUCGUUGUACGAUAUUGAGGGCAGUACUACGCCCGUUUUGUCCUUUGAAAAGGUGCCCAACAGCGGCAUCAUUUUCUCACUUGCUGUCCACCCAACGAUGCCAAUUGUGAUUAGUGCCCAUCAAGAUAGGCAUAUCCGACUGUGGGACAUUAACACAGGCAAAUGCAUUCACUCAAUGGUUGCUCAUCUUGACCAAGUCACUUCGGUUGAUUGCGAUCCUAAUGGUCUUUAUCUUCUAAGUGGAAGCCAUGACUGUAGCGUCAGACUUUGGAACUUUGAUAACAAAAAUUGCGUUCAAGAAAUAACAUCUCACCGGAAGAAGUUUGGUGAGGCAAUUUUUGAUGUAACGUUCCAUCCAUCGAAGCCUUAUUUUGCAAGCGCCGGUGCUGAUGCUUUAGCAAAGGUGUUCGUCUAG